Molecule: messenger RNA, 793 nt
Organism: Guyanagaster necrorhizus
Lineage: Eukaryota; Fungi; Basidiomycota; Agaricomycetes; Agaricales; Physalacriaceae
Exons: 3
Coding region: 126-668 (180 amino acids)
Source: RefSeq, a predicted model, not a curated record
GAGCCUGUCGUUCAACGCCAAAGUAGGGAACGUCCCCGCUAACCAGCCACGCGAAGGAUGAUGGAGAGAGAGUUCGAUGAUGGAGAAAGAGUUCGAUGCAGCCCUGAAAGGACAAGUUUUCGUGGAUGAUAACGAAGAAACAUGGCAUUAUAGUGGUCCAUGUCAACGAAGCCAUUAGGAAUUGUCCCAACUUUAUCUCUCUACGAGUUUUUCCAUCCGACAGACGACGAUUUACGACAGGCGCUGUCUUCCAUUCCAUAUCCUGCGAUAUACUACAUGCAGGCGAUGCGAGCAGAUCCCUCUCUCAGAUCUAUGUGAACACACUUGAUAGCAUGCCUAUGAGUGUGUUCCCUCCAGAUCGACUGUCUGUGAAGGGAUACAUAUUCAUCUCGUACCUGAUACCUGGGCGCCUCCUUUACGUGUACGCCCGGCCCUGGCGUCUGCUACCUAGCAACAGCCACCAUGUCUUUCUACAGCUCUAUCGUUGUCACCUGGAUGGUUCCGCAGCUGUUAAAGCCUUUGCUUUUCGUGCGCUGGAAUUGCCAAGUACUUAUCGAUAUCGCGGCACUUCGGCGAAAGCUGUAGUAACACGUGGGCUUUUGAUUUCCCUUUUCUUCCCUUCUACCAAUAUCUGUUCACUGGACUGUCCACACUACCAGCGCCUCUGAGACCUUUGUAUCACCACCCAAUAUUCUAGGUGCAGGAGCCAUAGGAUGUGUUAAUAAUGGGAUGGUUGACUUUACGCUCAUGUUGACUUGUUACCGUAUCGAGCUUUCCCGUCGAUUGUUACAUC